AUGCCUGCAGAACCUCAGGGGAAGGGCAAGAUCAACUACACGGGGUCUGGAUACAGAAUACAAUGGAUCGAAUUUACAGGUCACACUUUACGGUACAAUCCCAGUGCUCAGACUGCGAUAGAGAAUCUGACAACUUGUGCCUACUGGCUCAGUGCCUACAGUACCUACAAGAGCCUUCUUGAAGGAGGCUAUGCUCCAAGUUCGGGCAAAAAUUAG
This is a messenger RNA of Penicillium oxalicum, 216 nucleotides long. RefSeq lists its product as uncharacterized. The record is from RefSeq and is a predicted model, not a curated record. NCBI's taxonomy places the organism in Eukaryota, Fungi, Ascomycota, Eurotiomycetes, Eurotiales, Aspergillaceae. The transcript has a single exon. The coding region runs from base 1 to 216 and encodes 71 amino acids.